UUCUCUAAGAUUAGUUUGUUACUGAUCUUACGUCAAAACUUCCGAAACAAGCCGAAAAAAAUCCAUGUCUGUUUUUUUUUGUUUCGUCCCCUCUAUUGUUGUCUUGAUGCAUUUUUGGAAACUUGCAUAACAAAGAGAGAAAAGAAAGAAAUCUAGAUUAUACUGGAAAGAGAGGGGGAAAAUGGCUCCGGCAUAUGAUGAUAUGGGACGUGAUAGAACGUUUGAGUUUGAAACAGAUGAUGAAGAAAAUCUUGCAGAAGGAGGAAAUGACAAUGAUUAUGAUAGUGAUUAUAACACUUCAUCUUCGAAUCGUUCUGAAGGCAGUCAAGCUUUUAGUUAUUCUGCCUGGCCUCAAAGUUAUAGGCAAUCGAUGGACAUGUAUACGAGUGUGACACCUCCAACUGUUGGAUUCCUGGCGGGCUCGAGUUUGGGAAUCGGCAGCUCUUUCCUGUCUACAUCAGCGCAAAGGAGACCAUCAUAUCAAAGUUCUGAACAAACGUUAAUUAAACCAUUCAUUUCCGUAUCGAGCUUAGACAAAGAAGGAAUUCAACCUCCUCAAACACCAGCGUCAAAACAUUCAUCACGACGUUUCUCAUAUCAAGAAUUACCACCUACCCAAGAAUGCUCUUAUUUUCAAUCCGUCCUUAACGGGAUUAACGUUCUGUGUGGCGUUGGACUCCUUUCGACACCUUAUGCUGUUAAACAAGGAGGGUGGAUCAGUUUGUCAGUGUUGUUCAUAUUCGCAGGCAUUUCUUGCUAUACAGGAAUCCUCUUGAAGCGUUGUUUAGAUAGUUCUCCUGGACUUCAAACAUAUCCUGAUAUUGGACAGGCUGCUUUUGGUGCACCGGGUCGUUUGAUGAUAGCUAUAAUCUUAUAUGUAGAAUUAUAUUGUUGUUGUGUAGAAUACAUAAUUCUUAUGGGUGAUACCUUAUCGUCGAUUUUCCCAAAUGCCUACAUAGAACUUGGUGGAGUGUAUCUGGACUCUCACCAUGUCUUCGCCAUAAUGACAACUCUAAUGAUUCUUCCCACUGUCUGGCUUCGAGACCUAAGUUUACUUUCAUAUCUUUCAGCUGGUGGAGUGAUUGCAUCACUUGUAGUAGUUGUUUGCUUGUUAUGGGUUGGUGGGGUAAACCAAAUCGGAUUUCAUCCAGCUGGGACACCAUUUGACCUCAAAAACUUUCCUGUUGCUAUCGGCUUAUAUGGUUUUUGUUACGCUGGACAUUCUGUUUUCCCAAACAUCUACUCUUCCAUGAAAGAACCAUCACAGUUUCCGGCAGCUCUUGCUAUUAGUUUCGGAAUCGUUUGCUUCCUGUAUACUGGGGUAGCUAUAUGCGGGUUUCUGAUGUUCGGUGACGCUACACAAUCCCAGUUUACUCUAAACAUGCCUCAGAAAUUUGUUGCCUCUAGAGUUGCAGUUUGGACAACGGUUAUUAAUCCACUCUCCAAGUAUGCAUUGACAAUCACUCCAGUCGCAUUGAGUCUAGAGGAACUCUUGCCACCAGCACUGCUGAAAUCUCAUAGUGUUUCGGUAUUUAUCAGGACAGCACUAGUUAUCUCAACAUUAGCCGUGGCGCUCACAAUUCCAUUCUUUGGUUUUGUUAUGGCAUUGAUCGGUUCAAUUCUUACAAUGCUUGUGGCUUUCAUCUUUCCUUGUGCGUGUUAUUUAAGCAUUCGACGUGGUCAAUUAAGUAGAUUAGAGACUGUAUCUUGCAUUUUAAUUCUCUUGAUGGGUGUGGCAUGCUCGAUUAUCGGUUCAUAUUCGUCUAUAGCAAAAAUUCUUCAAAAAUUGGGUUCAUAAAAUGAAUUUUACACAGUUGUGAUUGUUGUAAUUUAUCUUCUAGGUACUGGACUUUUUUUAGUUCAUUAUAACAUACAUUAUCUUCUUUUGCAUCAUCGAGUGAUUGCAAAUGGAACUAUUAAAGCAUCUGAAAUGGCAUCGGACAUCAACAUUUAUCCACUAACAACUUCUUCAAAUUCAGUUUGAGUAAUGCCUAAGCGUACAUGAUUUUGCGUCUAUGAUGAGGAAAGACACCAAAUUUCUACUAAGAUAUAUUUGCUGUGGAGAAAACUCAGAAGAAAGAGAGCAGACGCAUGCGUUGUUUAGUUCUGAUAAUGAUUUUCAUUCUAUUUGGCAAUAGAUAUGUACUUGUGUAAACUGUGCGUGAAUCUUAUGGAUUCAUAUUUUGUGUACUGCGACAACUGGCAAAUGACAGUUUUGUGUACGUUAGUAACCCGCUCGGAGGGUCAUCAGUUUAAUAUGUUUAAAUAUUUGUAACUUUGUCUUUCUGUAACAAGAAAUCAUAAGGAAGAAAUGAAAUCAAAUCUGAGUAGAUAGAUUGUCAAGCGGGCA
Papaver somniferum (opium poppy) is the source of this 2350-nucleotide messenger RNA. Its product is annotated as amino acid transporter AVT1C-like. The coding region runs from base 182 to 1798 and encodes 538 amino acids. Gene Ontology annotation, cellular component: plasma membrane. The transcript has 11 exons. The record is from RefSeq and is a predicted model, not a curated record. NCBI's taxonomy places the organism in Eukaryota, Viridiplantae, Streptophyta, Magnoliopsida, Ranunculales, Papaveraceae.